AUGGUCUUCAAGCUGCUCCGGGGCUGGGGGAUUAUGCGCGCAAGGCUGCAGGAGCAGAUUGAGAACUUUACCUUCGCUCAAGCUAGGUGUUCCGUGGAAAAUGACCGGGUUGAGAUCCUGUCUGCGGUGCACCACCUGGCGGAGGAGAGUCAGAUGGUGGAGCCUGGAGCCUCCGUCGAGGAGGCCUGCGCAGUGUUGGAGUCCCGGGCGAAGGUGCUGGUCCCUGGUUGCAUGCUUGGAGCCUUAUCGACCGCAGGUAUGCCAUUCAAGAAUGCGGUGAUGAUUUCGCUGCCCCGACUCAUGGGGAUCUUGGACGAUCAGUCCUCCCUGUGCCGUGAGAUUUGGCUCACCUCCCCAGAUCCGGUCCCCGCCAUUCUGCAGAUGGUUCUGCUGACCAUCGCGCUGGGAUUCAUCGCCUUGUCGACCCUUACGGUGACCUUAUUCAUCACCCGGCAGAAACGCCAACAUUGCAUCAUGGAAGUUGCCAUCACCUUCUGCUGCACCGGAGCGGCCAUCGCUGGCUCCGUGCUCUCACGAGGGCCUCUGGCGACCUUAGAAACACCUGGGCUCUUGAACUCAGCGAUCCUGGUGGGCAUCAGCGCCAUCCAGGGCUUGCUGCUUUGGUUUUGCUACGGCGCUGGCCUGCCUUGUCGCGGGUAA
Messenger RNA from Effrenium voratum, 660 nucleotides. The record is from the annotation of a GenBank genome assembly. NCBI's taxonomy places the organism in Eukaryota, Dinophyceae, Suessiales, Symbiodiniaceae.